Molecule: messenger RNA, 1765 nt
Organism: Ziziphus jujuba (common jujube)
Lineage: Eukaryota; Viridiplantae; Streptophyta; Magnoliopsida; Rosales; Rhamnaceae
Product: 1-acyl-sn-glycerol-3-phosphate acyltransferase 2
Exons: 11
Coding region: 366-1529 (387 amino acids)
Cellular component (GO): endomembrane system
Molecular function (GO): 1-acylglycerol-3-phosphate O-acyltransferase activity
Source: RefSeq, a predicted model, not a curated record
GUGUCUGGUUUUUAUAAUUGAAAAUCGAAAUGGGAAACGCCGUUUAUUAAACACUGCUUCUUUCUUCGUCGUCUUCUUCUUGCUUCGCUCACUUCCAAUCCUUUUAACUCUCAGUUCUCAAAAACACCCGAAAGCUCUCCUCCAUUUCUAAUCAAAAUCCUUAUUAAUUACUUCUUCUUUUUUUUCCAAUUUUAUUAUUCAAAUUUCAUUUAUUAUUCCUUUUUGUGAUUUCUCAAAUCCGUGUUUUCUUUAUCUCUGCAAAACCCAUAAAUCUCCACGCCCUUAGUUCGUGAAUCCAUUUAUUACUGUUUUUUUUGUUUCUCUUGUUUUUGUAAAGCUUAAGUGGUGGGUUUGUUUAGGGGGGCAUGGCGAUUCCAGCGGCAGCUGUCGUCGUGCCAUUGGGCCUUCUCUUCUUCAUGUCUGGCCUCAUUGUCAAUCUUAUUCAGGCAGUUUGCUUUGUACUUAUUCGGCCUCUGUCAAAAAGUACAUACCGAAGGAUCAACAGAGUUGUGGCAGAAUUGUUAUGGCUGGAGCUUGUAUGGCUGGUGGAUUGGUGGGCUGGCGUUAAGAUCCAAGUAUACACAGAUCGUGAAACUUUUCGCUUAAUGGGUAAAGAGCAUGCACUUCUCAUAUCCAAUCACAGAAGUGAUAUUGACUGGCUUGUUGGAUGGAUUUUGGCUCAGCGCUCAGGUUGCCUUGGAAGCACUUUAGCUGUAAUGAAGAAAUCAUCAAAAUUCCUUCCGGUCAUAGGUUGGUCAAUGUGGUUCUCUGAAUAUCUUUUCCUGGAAAGAAGCUGGGCAAAAGAUGAAAAGACAUUAAAGUCAGGUCUCCAAAGGCUAAAGGAUUUCCCUAGGCCCUUUUGGUUGGCUCUUUUUGUAGAAGGAACACGCUUCACACAGGCAAAGCUUUUAGCCGCCCAGGAGUAUGCAACAUCAACAGGGCUACCCAUUCCUAGAAAUGUUCUGAUUCCUCGUACUAAGGGCUUUGUUUCAGCAGUAAGCCAUAUGCGUUCAUUUGUUCCGGCUGUUUAUGAUGUAACUGUUGCUAUUCCCAAAACAUCGCCUCCACCUACAAUGCUAAGACUCUUCAAGGGGCAACCUUCAGUGGUGCAUGUGCACAUCAAGCGCCAUUUGAUGAAGGAAUUGCCUGAUACAGAUGAUGCUGUUGGACAAUGGUGCAGAGAUAUAUUUGUGGCCAAGGAUGCUUUACUGGACAAACAUGCAGCUGAGGAUACCUUUAAUGAUCAAGAAUUGCAGGACAUGGGUCGACCAAUUAAGUCUCUUUUGGUUGUUACAUCUUGGGCGUUCCUACUUGUUUUGGGAGCUUUUAAGUUCCUGCAGUCCUCCUCACUUUUAUCCUCAUGGAAGGGUAUUGCAAUUUCAGCAUCUGGGUUGGCCCUUGUUACAGUCCUUAUGCAGAUCUUGAUUCGCUUCUCGCAGUCAGAGCGGUCUACCCCAGCCAAGGUAGCCCCAUCAAAGCACAAGAAUGGAGGAGAGCCAUCAGAGGCAAGACGAGAGAAACAGCAGUAAAACAAUUGACAUGCCUAGUGUAACAGAGCUCCAUCCAAGGUUAUAUUUUUGAGAAACUUACUUUUAUAUGUAGCUUUUAUGUUUGUUAUGCCGGCUUCAUUCGGCUUGAUGUCCUUUUAAAUCUUAUUGGUGAAUGUGAAAAUUUAGUCUCUUGGGUUUUGUACAAACAGUUUGUAUGCAUAUCGAUUCAUUAUCCGGGCGUUUGGUCAGUCUAAUUUUGUUAGACUUUCUUCUGA